AUGCACUGCCCUGUGCGGCCCUGGCAUCGCCUGGCUGCCCACAGCCUCUGCAGGGCUGUAGGCACAUCCUCCCCAUCCCCAAAGCUGUGUUCCCGCAGUGCUGCUGGGCCAGCCCUGCUGGGAUCCCCCUGCAGCCUGACUCACAUCCUCUCUGUUCCCUUGCCCCCUCCAGUGGACCAGAGCAUGUUUGAGAACGCCAGCGCCGGCACGGCACCCACGCCGCGGGCACAGCACGUCCCUGCCGCGGCGGGCGCCGUGCCCCAGCCCUGCCGGCCCGCCGGCAGCCAGCACCUGCGCAACCUGGGCAAGGCCGUGGGCGCCAAGGUGAAUGACCUGCUGCGGCGCCGGGAGCCGGCCGGCCUGCCCGCCGUGGGAGCCAUGGAGGUGAACGCCAGCGCGGGCGCCGUGCUGGGCGCGGGACAGCCGCCCGCCGAGCACGGGGCUGUGGCACUGGAGGCCUUUCCCCGGCUGGAGCCCCCGCCCCCCAUCACCAAGAAGCGGACGCCGCGCGCCCUGAAGACCCCCCAGGACAUGCUCAUUGCUCCGCAGCCGGAGGGGACCAGCACCAGGGGUGGCACCGAGGAGCCUCCCGAACCACCCCCAGCUCACCCUGAGCCCACAGAGGAGCAGCCGGGGAUGGGGGACCCGUCUCCUCCAUCAUGCCCUGGUGUCCUCGGUGUGACAGGUGCCCUAGAGCCCAGCGGGGACCAGCCUACCAGUGCCCUACCCGUGCCCGACCUCAUCCAUAAGGGCAGCCAGGAGAGCCAGUGGCAAGUGGGUGAGAGGGCCACUGAGAUGUCAGCCAGCACAGAGAAGCCCUCACGGAGACAGGGGCUGGAGCACGAGUCAGCAGUGAGCACAGGGCGGCCAGAACCACGUGCCUCUGGCUGGGAGGUGGAGGGGGCCCAUCCUGACCUACUGUCCUUUGAGUAGCAGUGGGUAGCUGUGACAGGGGUGCCAUGGGGGCUGGCUCUCCCAGACUUGUCUCUCACUGCCACUUGCCUUUUCUGGGGUGAUUAUUUUGGAAAGAGGAAAGUCCUGGAGUGGAACGAGCCAUUUGCUGCCCAGUGUGGGCUCUGGGGAGCCAUGACAACCUGCUUCUCCCCUGAUUCCCAGGAGGGGCACAGCCUGUCCUGCCAUGGUUUCUGCAGCCCCAUUCUGGCCCCCUAUUCACCCUAGUCAUGCCAAGCUCCUGUCCUGCCACAGUGCCACUGCCAUCCUGUCUGCAGCCAGGAGCCUUGCUGAACCGGGAACCAAGGGGGUGCGUGGGGGUAGAAGUGCCAGCCUGCCCCAAACCCCAUUGGCUCUGCUGGAGCGAGCAUCUGUGAGCAUCCCACAUGCACCACACACUUCCCCGUGUCUGCACUGGCUGCCUUGGUCCAGAGGAUUUCCCAGCUUUCACCAUGUGCUUGCUGAGAUACCCCGUCCUGGGUACCAGCAGGCUCACCCAGCCCUGGUGCCAGGAGCCAGGACAGCAGAUGUGUCCAGGGCCUUCUCCAGGUGCUGACCUCGUGGUGUUAC
Molecule: messenger RNA, 1521 nt
Organism: Melozone crissalis (California towhee)
Lineage: Eukaryota; Metazoa; Chordata; Aves; Passeriformes; Passerellidae
Gene: CUNH1orf226
Product: chromosome unknown C1orf226 homolog
Exons: 2
Coding region: 1-933 (310 amino acids)
Source: RefSeq, a predicted model, not a curated record